AUUAAACUUUUUCUUCUGUUAACUGCAGAUGGCCUCAAGAAGAGGACAAGGGACAUCUCCUCCUAUGCCUCCUGGUGCCACGGGAGUGGCUGCAACCGGACAAGCUUCAUCCUCCCGUUCAAAUAGCUAUCCGCAAAUGUCUCUCAAUGCCAUGUUCAAUGCUCCUGCUAGGAUAUCCCAGCCACACCUCCAUCCUGAUAAGAUCAAUGGAGCGUUAUGGUUUUCUAUUGACCCAUCAGUGAAUGCUUUCAUCCGUGCAACAUGGCAAGCAUACUACAUGGGACCUUGGAAGAGUUGGAGGUCUGUCCCUGACGAAAGGAGGGAUUCAUGGUGGCAGACGUUUGUGCAAAAUUUCUACUGGGAGCAACAGUUUAAUGACUUGGUCUAUGCUCUCUGGAAGAAGGAAACAUGGACUUCGAUUGGUGAACGGAUUAGCACCAAGAAGAGGAAAAACAAGCAGCCAAAGUACAUCAAUGAGAAUGACUGGACGACCCUUAUGGAGUAUUGGGCGACAGAACCAGCCAAGAAGAAGAGCAAGAAAGCUGCUAAAAGCCGCAAGUCUGAUCCUCUGGGUAAAGGGGUAUACAAGCACAAUGCAGGACCGGUUGGUUUUGCAAGAAUUGAAUACAACAUGACUGUGGAGACUGGUGAACCUCCAUCCUACACAGACCUUGUCAGGAGGACACACACGAAAAAGGAUGGGACGUUUGUGGACUAUCGUGCAGAAGAACUGGUAACUCAAGCUGAGAUGGAAGCUACUCAGGUCUCUAACACUAACAGUGAUGGAUCACCUCAAAGUCCAUCAGCAACCUCAGCUCCUUCUCGCAUCCUGUUAAACCAAGCUUAUCUGAAGAAUGCUAAAGGUAAGAGGGGGCAUAUCUACGGACUUGGCAGUGCCCAGUAUAGGGAACAUGCGCCAUCUGCAAGAGUCCCUGCUUCUCUGGCCCGCAACUUGGAGCUGGAGUUGCGAGUGAGUGGACUAGAGACAAGCUUCCAAAGUGUGAUUGAUGAUGUAAGUGCAGUGAAGGCUGAUGUAGGUGCUGUGAAGGAGGAUGUGGCAACAAUGAAGGAGGACUUCGCAGCAACAAGGGCUGCAAUCGCUGAGCUCAUCCAAUCACUUCGACCCCAAGCUAACCCUCAGCAACAACCCCCUUCUACUCAGUCUCAAGACCCUUCGACUCAGGCUUAGAGGCAUGUUUAGCAUCUUUCUAUCUAAUCUUAAAACUCUCUUUUGGCUUUUAGAUGCAUGUGUAGCAUCUUUUGAUCUCUUAUGUACUAUCCUUUUGUUCUUAAGACUCAAUGCACUUGUUUAAUAUCUAAUCUUCUUAUGUUUAGCUUUUGUAAACCAACUUUCUUAUGAUUAUAAUUUCAUGUUUAAUUUCAAUUGUGUUUUAUGGUUAAAAUUAGAAAUAGAAAUUGAAAUAGAAAUUGAAAUAGAAAUUCAAAUAGAAAUUGAAUUAGAACCAGAAUUAUAAAAAAAAACACGGUUAACCUUAGCCACGACAAAGCCGUGGGUACAUAACCACGAUACUAACAAGAAAAAUUCGUGGCUAAGAUUUCCCACGAAAACAUAGUGGCAAAUUCGUGGCUAAGAUUUCCCACGAAAAUAUAGUGACAAAUUCGUGGCUAAUAUUUCCCACGAAAACAUAGUGGCAAAUUCGUGGCUAAAAUUUCCCACGAAAAGAUAGUGGUAAUCUUCGUGGCUAGACGUAGCCACGUUCCAGACAGGGUAGAACAGUGGUUAUAAAAGCCACGAAACAAUCGUGGUGAAACCGUGGCUAAUAAGCCACGCUAAGCCACGGUUUUUCGUAGUCACGAAGCUAUAGCCACGGUAGUUUCUCGACAUAGAAUCGUGGCUGGUAAUGAGAUAGCCACGGUUUUUGGCUUAUGUACCCACGAUUUGUUAGUGACCUUUUCGUGGCUAUACGGUGUAUUUUUACUAGUGUGAGCAGACAUAGGAAACUGGUUUUCUUUGCAAGGCUCAGAUUGUUGGUGUCCUCAAAUAAAAUGGAUGGUCCUUUGUUUCUUGCAUCAGUUGCAGCAGGAAGCUUACAAAAUCCGUCACUUUCUUCAGUUGCAACCGAUAUCUUUCUUCCAACCUGACAUGAGUCAUCAGAUCCAGGUUUCGUGUUGAACUAGCUGUCGAUGACGGAAAGGACAGUGCCACUUUUGUGGUCUUUGCCAAAGAGAUGACAAAACUCAUCAACAGAGAGGCAACAAAUCUGGCUCUUGAGCAAGUACAUUGUCCUUUCACAAUUUCUAUUAAAUUUGGCAUAUAAUAUUUUCUCUUACUCUAAAGCCGCACAAAGCCCCCAACCUACCUAAUUGAGAUGAGUGGUGGUGAGGAAUAUCUUGAGGAGCUAGCUGGCUAUGAAUAUGUUUCUCAGCUACGUGUGACUCCCUACAAUUUCACUCCAAAUCACCGUACGUUCAUGUUCACCGUCUCAGCAAUUAGUGAAGACCUCUUAUUUGGCACUCAGGCAGGGGUCCUAAUGUUUCUUACAGUGACAUCAGCAACCCACCUCCAGUCGUUGAUAUGGAAUCUGGAGAAGCAACAGAAUCUGCCAACACCAUGGGUUGGUGGAGAUAUCACCGGGAGUUGGUGAAGCAAGUCUGACAGGUUAUGCUGCCAACGAGAACAAACGUCCCCUGAAGUGAUUCUCGCAAGGCCAUCUAACCGUCAACCCCAAUUAGCUUUUGUUUCAUUUCAAUUGUCUAUUUCAAUAUGUUCUUCUCUCCACUUUGAAGUUGGUUGUCUCUUUGAUUUGCUGUAAACUAUAUUUUAAUUGUGUAAGAAUUACUAUGACUUUAAAUAAUAAAAGGGAGUGUUAACGUGUA
Brassica rapa (field mustard) is the source of this 2838-nucleotide messenger RNA. RefSeq lists its product as uncharacterized. NCBI's taxonomy places the organism in Eukaryota, Viridiplantae, Streptophyta, Magnoliopsida, Brassicales, Brassicaceae. The record is from RefSeq and is a predicted model, not a curated record.